Marasmius oreades (fairy-ring Marasmius) is the source of this 1146-nucleotide messenger RNA. RefSeq lists its product as uncharacterized. The record is from RefSeq and is a predicted model, not a curated record. Bases 1 to 1146 code for a protein of 381 amino acids. Gene Ontology annotation, molecular function: flavin adenine dinucleotide binding; acyl-CoA dehydrogenase activity; heme binding. The transcript is spliced from 8 exons. NCBI's taxonomy places the organism in Eukaryota, Fungi, Basidiomycota, Agaricomycetes, Agaricales, Marasmiaceae.
AUGUCCAAAACGUUUACUCGGGAAGAAGUGUCAAAGCACAAGGAGAAGGGGGAUUUGUGGAUAAUCAUCGACUCCACGGUAUAUGACCUCUCCAGAUUCUUGACCAUUCACCCAGGCGGACUUGCCGCUCUAUUGGACGACGAAGUUGCCGGGAAAGAUGCUACAGACACCUUCUUCGCUUUGCAUCGCUUCGAGGUUCUCCAGAACCCACAGUAUGUACGAUUGAAGCUCGGCCAUAUUCAAGGAGAAGAGCCUCAAAUGAUUAAGCCACCUCCUGGGUCGUUGAGCGAGAUUCCGUUUGCUGAACCGACCUGGUUAUCGAAAGGCUGUCAUAGUCCAUAUUAUAAUGAGAGUCAUCAUCGACUACAGACCGCUAUCCGCAAGUUCACCGAAGAAGUCGUAUUCCCAGACGCUCAAGCUCGCGAAGAGGAUGGAAAACGCGUGUCACAGCAUAUAUUUGAAGCGCGGGUACGAUUGAACCUUCCUGCCAUGGCCUUAGGACCUGGUCCACAUCUCAAAGGACUCACGCUAAUGGACGGAGCAGUUAAACCAGAGGAAUUCGAUUGCUUCCAUGAACUGGUCAUAAUUCAAGAAAAUUCGCGACUCCAUGCUCGAGGGUACUCUGAUGGUAUGGCAAUGGGAACGUACAUAGCUUUGCCUGCUAUCAUGAAAUAUGCGGCUCCUGAAAUCCGGGAUAAGAUUUGCAGGGAAGUCUUUGCGGGACAGAAAUUCCUCAGUUUGGCCGUCACCGAGGCCUACGCCGGUAGUGAUGUCGCCGGGAUCAGGACAAGAGCGACUAAGACUGAAGGUGGCUGGAUCGUCAAUGGAAGGAAUGAACAGGAAGGCGGAAUCAUUGUUCUACUAAUUGAAAGAGGAGAGGGUAUUGAGACACGUCUCAUCCGCACGUCAUACUCUACCGCUGCGGGGACGGCGUUUAUAACCUUUGACGACGUGUUCGUCCCAGAUACCCAUGUGCUUGGACACCCUACAGAUGGGUUGAGAACCAUAUUAAGUAAUUUCAACCAUGAGAGGUUGGUUUACCCUUCUUCAGCGCUCCGUAACAAGAUUUCUAAUUUCCAUAGGUGGGCUUUGGCAUGUGGGUCUAUUGGAACUCAGCGUGCUAUUGUCGAAGAAUGCUUCAAGUGA